AUGCGGACAUCCCGAGUGUCGAGAGAAACAGCUCGUCUGUUUGAUAAUGCCAGCACAUCGCCCUCUCCGCGUCGGUCGACGCGAUCUCUAGCGCGUUUCUCGUACGGCGCGCCGUCAUCGCCAUCCGUUAAGAACGAGCCCGCCGAUAUUGAAGACGCCGUCAGCCUACCCCGAGCGAAACGAAUAAAGCGAGAGCAUGCAGAUGCAGACGCUACUAUAAAAUCAGAAACAGAAGACGUCAAAGUCGAAGUCAAAGAUGAGGAAAGUCCGGGCACGAAGGCCCCUCGUCGCCAACGCAAGCCAGUACGCACCACAACGGAUCGUAUAACCGGACAAGUCAAGGUUGAGCCGCCAUCCGAUUGGGAAGCAAUGUACGAGGCCGUACGGAGAAUGCGCGCUCCUGGAGGCGCGGCAUACGGAGCAGCCGUGGACACAAUGGGCUGUGAGCGCUUGGCAGACAGGUCCGCAUCACCGAAGGACCAGCGCUUCCAAACUUUAAUAUCAUUGAUGCUAUCAAGCCAGACAAAGGAUACAACGAACGCCGGGGCCAUGGCCAGGUUACGAAACGAGUUGCCGCCACACAAGCCAGGAGCCGCGAAAGGCUUGAACCUCGACAACAUCCUAGCGGUUGAGCCGCGCCUGUUAAAUGAAUUAAUCUGGGCAGUCGGAUUUCACAACAACAAGACAAAAUACAUCAAGCAAGCAGCAGAGAUACUACGGGAUAAGUGGAAUGGAGACAUUCCAGACACAAUCGAAGGUCUUACGUCUUUGCCUGGCGUAGGCCCUAAAAUGGCAUAUCUCUGCCUCUCAGUGGCUUGGAACCGAACCGAGGGAAUUGGAGUCGACGUGCACGUUCACCGCAUCACCAACAUGUGGGGAUGGCAGAAGACCAAAAACCCUGAGGAAACUCGCCUCUCUUUGCAGUCUUGGCUGCCCAAAGAUCGUUGGCGAGAGAUUAACGGGUUACUCGUUGGUCUAGGACAAGCUGUCUGUCUCCCAGUGGGUUCAAAGUGCGGCGACUGCGAGCUAGGACUAAAGGGCCUAUGCAAGGCGGCGGACAGGAAGAAGGUUGCCGAAGGCCUUAAGCGGCUAAAGCUUGAAGAUGACGAGAAUGUGAAACUUGAAAAUAUCAAGGCAGAAGAGGCUGGUAUUGUCAAGCAGGAUCCUCAACAGAACGGGUUGGAUGAUGUCAAGCCUUCCUUGGAGAAUGUCAAGACAGAAAGCAUCGAGAACGGAGAACAGGCGGUCACAACGAGCAUUAAGAAAGAGGAGAAGCACGAAACGAACGGCAUUAAUGGCGUUAGUCCUGUCAAGAAGGAAGAAGAAUCUGUGAAGAGAGAUGUAAAAGUAAAGAUUGAGGAGGACUAA
Messenger RNA from [Torrubiella] hemipterigena, 1368 nucleotides. The record is from the annotation of a GenBank genome assembly. NCBI's taxonomy places the organism in Eukaryota, Fungi, Ascomycota, Sordariomycetes, Hypocreales, Clavicipitaceae.